This is a messenger RNA of Pseudogymnoascus verrucosus, 1308 nucleotides long. RefSeq lists its product as uncharacterized. Gene Ontology annotation, cellular component: eisosome filament; plasma membrane. Gene Ontology annotation, biological process: negative regulation of protein kinase activity; eisosome assembly; endocytosis. The transcript is spliced from 3 exons. Gene Ontology annotation, molecular function: lipid binding. NCBI's taxonomy places the organism in Eukaryota, Fungi, Ascomycota, Leotiomycetes, Thelebolales, Thelebolaceae. The coding region runs from base 16 to 1116 and encodes 366 amino acids. The record is from RefSeq and is a predicted model, not a curated record.
AUUUCUCAAGACAUCAUGUUCGGUCAUCGCAAGUCUUGGAGCACCUCUUCCUCAUCGGAAUUCAAGUUAUUUCCGCUGAAUAGAGCAGCACUCUCCAUUCGCUCGGGCGGGAACAAGAACCAGGGCGGCUCCUCACAAGGGGGUUCGCGCCGUGGCUUCACCUUCUCCAGCCUGCGCGGAGCCGGCCAGCCUGAGCUGUCCAAGAGACUCUUCCGCCUCAUCAAGACCCAGAACAACCUCAUCGGCGCCUACGAAGCCGCCGGCAAAGAGCGUCUUUCCGUUGGCACACAGCUCUCCGACUGGGGCGAACAGACGGGCGAUGAUGCCAUCUCCGAGCUUUCCGACAAGGUCGGUGUGUUGCUCAGUGAGUUGGGCGAGCAGGAGGAUGUCUACGCGCACAACCUGGACGAUGCCAGGUCUGUUUUGAAGACGAUCCGAAACACGGAGAAGAGCGUCCAGCCGAGCAGGGACAACAGACAGAAGAUCCAGGAUGAGAUUCACAAGCUCAAGAUGAAGGAGCCAGAGAACACGCGACUGGUGGUCUUGGAGCAGGAGCUGGUUAGAGCAGAGGCGGAGAACCUGGUGGCCGAGGCCCAACUUACCAAUAUCACUCGCCAAAAGCUCAAGGAGGCUUACGCCGCGGAGUUCGCUGCCACCAUCGAGCGCGCAGAGAAGCAGAUCAUUCUCGCCCGCCACGGCCGCCGCAUGCUGAACCUCCUCGAUGACACUCCAGUCAUUCCAGGCGACACUCGUCCCCAGUUCGAGCACGUCGACCAAGCUCGCCAGAUCCUCAACGACGCCGAGGAGGACUUGCGCGACUGGCGCCUUGAGGCCGAGGACGUUCCCGUUUCAAACCAGAUUGAUUCGAACCUGAUGCCCACCAGUGUAAGAGCUGACACCAGCUAUGAAGGCGAGGAAACUUUGCAGACUAUCCCAUCAGUCGAUGAGAGCCGAACCCAAGGAGGCACCUACCUUCCCCACGGCACGACAUUGGUGGGUGGAGGAAGCUCGAGCGGCGCAACGAACGGACAAGGCGGAGCUUCGAAGCCGAGGGCGACCUUUGUUGAGGAUGUUGACACCCCUAAUGUGACUAGAGAGAGAGCUGAGGUGGUUUGAAUUUCAUCAAUAAUGGGCGGUGGAGGAAGAAGAUGGAGAGGGAUGAAAGGGCGUUUGGAAUGGAGAAGGCAUCCUUCUUCGUGGGGACUCGGACUCGUUGCUUACGACCAUAUCACGAAUGGUUUUAAUUAUUGUGCUGCUGUUUCCGUAGAGAUAGUCUUUCUAGUAAGAAAUUGUAUAUUAUAAAAUGAG